GUCUUAAAAUACAAACUACUAACUCUAAUGUGCUUCUUCUGUAGCUGCUGCUUAGAAAGACGCAAUGUUUUCUGUUACGUAGUCACUUAUUCAUCUGCACUGGACGAGUGAAACUGCAGGUCAGCAGGUAAAACUAACGACAGUGUACAUAACGCAGGAUGGAGCUGCGGCCACUCGUCAUGUGUUUUGCCCUCUGUGUGGUUUACGCCACUAGCAAGCCCACAGAGAAGAAGGACCGCAUUCAUCACGACGAACCCCUCAGCAACCGAGAGCACGAUGAUGCAGAGAACUUUGACUAUGACCAUGAGGCUUUUUUGGGACAAGAUGAGGCCAAGACCUUCGACCAGCUUACACCAGAGGAGAGCAAGGAGCGGCUCGGCAUGUUAGUUGAACGUAUAGACGAUGAUAAGGACGGCUAUGUGACAGUUGAGGAGAUGAAGAAGUGGAUCAAGCACGCUCAGAAGAGGUGGAUCUACGAUGACGUGGAUAGACAGUGGAAGAGUCACGAUCUCAAUGGGGAUGGAACAGUGUCCUGGGAGGAGUACAAGAACGCCACAUACGGCUACAUUCUUGAUGAUCCCGACCCCGAUGAUGGCUUCAGCUACAGGCAGAUGAUGGCUCGCGAUGAGAGGAGGUUCAAAAUGGCCGACGAAAACAAUGACAUGCAAGCCAACAAGGAGGAGUUCACAGCCUUCCUUCACCCCGAGGAGUACGACCACAUGAAAGACAUUGUAGUGCUGGAAACCAUGGAAGACAUUGACAAGAAUGGAGAUGGUUUAAUUGAUUUAGACGAGUACAUAGGUGACAUGUACAACCAGGAGGGAGACGCUACAGAACCCGAGUGGGUGAAAACAGAGAGGGAGCAGUUUACUGAGUUCAGAGACAAAAACAAAGAUGGGAAGAUGGACAAGGAAGAGACCAGAGACUGGAUCCUGCCAAGUGAUUACGACCAUGCCGAUGCUGAGGCCAAGCAUCUGGUUUAUGAGUCAGAUACAGACAAAGAUGGCCGUCUGACCAAGUCCGAAAUCGUGGAUAAGUACGACCUGUUCGUUGGCAGCCAGGCGACCGACUUCGGAGAGGCUCUUACUCGACACGACGAGUUCUAAACAUCCACCUGCCUCCAAAGACUGUGUGUUCAUCAUUUGUACCACCUUACUCCUCCAACAGCGAACGGAGUAUUUCAAAUGAGAUGAGCUCGUGUAAUCCAACGCCACGGACAAUAAUUUAUUUGAUUUCUUGAAUGUGUCCCAUUGUACACACGCUAACAUUCUAAGUAAUGUGUGUGUCCUCAUGCUAAGUUGUGCGUAAUAUUGGGAUACCUCGCCAGCUUUUGUUCUGCUUCCACAAACUACUACACUUGCCUUUUCCAGGUCAGGUCAAAGGACUGGUGUGUUAGAUGACACAUGUUUUUUUAUGAAAUAGCCAUGUAUUGUUAUGAAACCUUGACAGAACAAGUAUAGGCUUGCAGUAUACAAACUAGUUUAUCAUUUCUUAUUGCAAUGCACUGGACUGUGAAGAGUAAAGCUGAUUUCUAGUCAACAGAAUUUGUUCUACUCCUCUGUCUAAUCAUGUAAUCAGGCCCACUUGUACUCAUGUCUUUAUUGAUCAUAACGUGGUAUUGCUGGAGAUGUUUGAUACGAGGAGUAAAUAUUAAAUCCCAGUGACAAUGAAGACUAUUUGGACUAGUGCAAUACAGUAUCAUCAGUGGGACCACACUGUUUGCUAUACCGGUCCCCAAAGCAUCCAUGUUAACACAAGCUCUGGCUCCUCUGUAAGGACGGGUUGUGUUAGAUGAAGAAUCUAGAUUCAUUUCGAGACUUGAUGGAUGCUUUGUCCUCAAAGCUGCCUCCUUUCUUCUUUCUCGUCACCUCAAUAAUUUGUGUGUGUGUGCGUGUGAACUUUGUGUGUGUACAUAUAUUACUUGUAUUCUUGAUGAGUGACUUCCCUUUUUUUGAUGUUAUGUGUUAUUUGAUUCAGCCGAACUAACUAAUUUGUGUGCCAAGCAAAAUUAUUUUUAAGCAAAAAAACAAACAAACAGUUUCCACCCAAAAACACCUUUCCUUCCUAAAUGUAUGCUUGUAUCACUACCACCAUUUAUAACCACUGUUGAUACUUUUUAUGGUAUACUAUAAUGUAUAUGAUAAUGUUUUUUUACAUGCUCACUGAGGUGACCACCCUUUAACUAGUGACUUUACUGUAAAUAAGUUGUUGGUCUACAAAAAGAGCACUCUAACAAUCAGGUCCAGUUUUUGUGAUUGAGAAGAAUGUCUCAAUAAAAACAAAUAAACUUGGA
Messenger RNA from Larimichthys crocea (large yellow croaker), 2293 nucleotides. It is a transcript of the gene calub, whose product is annotated as calumenin b. Gene Ontology annotation, cellular component: endoplasmic reticulum. Bases 159 to 1106 code for a protein of 315 amino acids. NCBI's taxonomy places the organism in Eukaryota, Metazoa, Chordata, Actinopteri, Sciaenidae. The transcript is spliced from 7 exons. Gene Ontology annotation, molecular function: calcium ion binding. The record is from RefSeq and is a predicted model, not a curated record.